Molecule: messenger RNA, 1047 nt
Organism: Durio zibethinus
Lineage: Eukaryota; Viridiplantae; Streptophyta; Magnoliopsida; Malvales; Malvaceae
Product: thioredoxin-like
Cellular component (GO): cytoplasm
Molecular function (GO): protein-disulfide reductase activity
Source: RefSeq, a predicted model, not a curated record
CACUGCCUCCUGAUUUUCCUUUUCUCAAGGUAAAACUCACUAAAAUAUCAAAUGUUAUCCACAUGAGUUUGUGCUCUUUCCAGCACCUCAAAAAAACCAAAAAAAAAAAUUUUCAAAAGAAUAUCCAGUUCCAAAUUAUAAUCAUCAGAAAGCAAGAGGACAGAAAUUUCAAAACAGGCCCCAAGAAGCAAAAAUCACUCCUGCAAGGCCAUAUCUUUUAACACCAUCAUAUUCCUUCCAAGACUCUCAGGGGAAGAGCUAGAGAUGGCUCUGGAAAACUGUUUUCAAUUGAGCUCAGUUUGCACCACUAGAACUAGUGUGCUGCAAAGCUACCAUCAUUUUUCCUCUGUUGAGAAGGUUCAUUUGCCGAUAUUGAGCGGGUUGAAAAAACCCAAUUUAUCAUUCACUUCAUCUUCCUCAUCUUUUCCUCAUUCAUUCGCCGGCAGAUGCCAAAAAUCCAGGCUCAUCUGCAAAGCUCGUGAAGCUGUUGAUACAGUUGACGAGGUGACAGAAGCAAACUGGGCUAAGCUUGUGGUUAGCAGUGAAACUCCAGUUUUAGUGGAGUUUUGGGCACCAUGGUGUGGACCCUGUCGCAUGAUCGAGCCAGUUAUCGCCGAGUUAGCGAAAGAAUAUGCUGGAAAGAUUGCUUGUUACAAACUCAACACUGAUGACAGCCCAAACAUUGCCACGGAGUUCGGGAUUAGGAGCAUCCCAACAAUGCUGUUUUUCAAAGAUGGAGAGAAGAAAGAGAGCGUCAUCGGUGCAGUGCCCAAGUCUACCUUGGCUGCUACCAUUGACAAAUAUGUUGACAGCUGAACCUGAAUUCCAAACACAUCAGAAGUUUGUUGUAAAAUGCAAGAGCCACAUGGUCCGUUCAUGCCAUGCCAGUUUUUAUAUAUCAUUCAUUCAAAAUGGCACAUCUAUGAACAUUUUCUUCGUCUAAUAUGUUGUAAAUAUAAUUAGUACUAUUCUGUAACAAAAAUCCUUUUACUUUGUCAUCCUCGAUGCUCUUUAAUUAACCUUUAUUUUAAACAAUAAUAGCUUUCU